This is a messenger RNA of Mus caroli (Ryukyu mouse), 6747 nucleotides long. It is a transcript of the gene Cd93, whose product is annotated as CD93 molecule. The record is from RefSeq and is a predicted model, not a curated record. Gene Ontology annotation, molecular function: calcium ion binding. NCBI's taxonomy places the organism in Eukaryota, Metazoa, Chordata, Mammalia, Rodentia, Muridae.
GGUCAGGAGGACGUGAAAAGCGAGUCUUUGUAACCUUCUCUAUGCCAGAGCUGUGGUAGUGUGAAAGCAGCAGUGCGCCUCUUCUGCUCCCUUCAGAGCACAGCCUGGUGUCAAGGUCCAGGUUUCACGGGCUGCUGCUGUCACCGCAGGGGAGUCUAGCCCCUCCCAGAAGGAGACACAGAAGAAUGGCCAUCUCAACUGGUUUGUUCCUGCUGCUGGGGCUCCUUGGCCAGCCCUGGGCAGGGGCUGCUGCUGAUUCACAGGCUGUGGUGUGCGAGGGGACUGCCUGCUAUACAGCCCAUUGGGGCAAGCUGAGUGCUGCUGAAGCCCAGCAUCGCUGCAAUGAGAAUGGAGGCAAUCUUGCCACGGUGAAGAGCGAGGAGGAGGCCCGGCAUGUCCAGCAAGCCCUGGCUCAGCUCCUGAAGACCAAGGCACCCUUGGAAGCAAAGAUGGGCAAAUUCUGGAUCGGGCUCCAGCGAGAGAAGGGCAACUGUACGUACCAUGAUUUGCCAAUGAGGGGCUUCAGCUGGGUGGGUGGUGGAGAGGACACUGCUUAUUCAAACUGGUACAAAGCCAGCAAGAGCUCCUGUAUCUCUAAACGCUGUGUGUCUCUGAUACUGGACCUGUCCUUGACACCUCACCCCAGCCAUCUGCCCAAGUGGCAUGAGAGUCCCUGUGGGACCCCCGAAGCUCCAGGUAACAGCAUUGAAGGUUUCCUGUGCAAAUUCAACUUCAAAGGCAUGUGUAGGCCACUGGCGCUGGGUGGUCCAGGGCGGGUGACUUAUACCACCCCCUUUCAGGCCACUACCUCCUCUCUGGAGGCUGUGCCUUUUGCCUCUGUAGCCAAUGUAGCUUGUGGGGAUGAAGCUAAGAAUGAAACCCAUUAUUUCCUAUGCAAUGAAAAGACUCCAGGAAUAUUCCAUUGGGGUAGCUCAGGCCCGCUCUGUGUCAGCCCCAAGUUUGGUUGCAGUUUCAACAACGGGGGCUGCCAGCAGGAUUGCUUCGAAGGUGGCGAUGGCUCCUUCCGCUGCGGCUGCCGGCCUGGAUUUCGACUGCUGGAUGACCUAGUAACUUGUGCCUCCAGGAACCCCUGCAGCUCAAACCCAUGCACAGGAGGUGGCAUGUGUCAUUCUGUACCACUCAGUGAAAACUACACAUGCCGUUGUCCCAGCGGCUACCAGCUGGACUCUAGCCAAGUGCACUGUGUGGAUAUAGAUGAGUGCCAGGACUCCCCCUGUGCCCAGGAUUGUGUCAACACUCUAGGGGGCUUCCACUGUGAAUGUUGGGUUGGCUACCAACCCAGUGGCCCCAAGGAAGAGGCCUGUGAAGAUGUGGAUGAAUGUGCAGCUGCCUACUCGCCCUGUGCCCAAGGCUGCAUCAACACUGAUGGCUCUUUCUACUGCUCCUGUAAAGAGGGCUAUAUUGUGUCUGGGGAAGAUGGUACCCAGUGUGAGGAUAUAGAUGAGUGUUCGGAUGCAAGGGGCAAUCCAUGUGAUUCCCUGUGCUUCAACACAGAUGGUUCCUUCAGGUGUGGCUGCCCACCAGGCUGGGAGCUGGCUCCCAAUGGGGUCUUUUGUAGCAGGGGCACUGUGUUUUCUGAACUACCAGCCAGGCCUCCCCAAAAGGAAGACAAAGAUGACAGAAAGGCGAGUACUGUGCCUCCUACUGAAAUGCCCAGUUCUCCCAGUGGCUCUAAGGAUGUCUCCAACAGAGCACAGACAACAGGUCUCUCCGUCCAAUCGGAUAUUCCCACUGCCUCUGUUCCACUGGAAAUAGAAAUCCCUAGUGAAGUAUCUGAUGUCUGGUUCGAGUUGGGCACAUACCUCCCCACGACCUCUGGCCACAGCAAGCCGACACAUGAAGAUUCUGUGUCUGCACACAGUGACACCGAUGGGCAGAACCUGCUUCUGUUUUACAUCCUGGGGACGGUGGUGGCCAUCUCACUCUUGCUGGUGCUGGCCCUAGGGAUUCUCAUUUAUCAUAAACGGAGAGCCAAGAAGGAGGAGAUAAAAGAGAAGAAGCCCCAGAAUGCAGCUGACAGCUAUUCCUGGGUUCCAGAGCGAGCAGAGAGCCAAGCCCCGGAGAAUCAGUACAGCCCAACACCAGGAACAGACUGCUGAAGACUAUGUGGCCUUAGAAACAGCUGCCACUACCCUCAGAGCUACCUUCUUAGAUGAGGGGGAAGCCACAUCAUUCUGAAAGACUUGAUUGGACUCUCAGCAAAAAAUUGUGCACCUUCCACUUAAGAACCUGGUGUCUUGGGAUAGGCAGGUAUUUUCUUGGUGCCUUUGAUAUGUCUGGGGGUGAAAGCUGUGUGUUGGUUUGUCAUUGUGGGGAGUUUUGUGGAUAUUGACAGACCUCACUCAAACACCCUUUUCAAAUCCAAAAGCAACUGGUUCCUCUGGUUCCUAAUUAGGGUGAAAGGAGUCAGAGGGGUGGGACAGGGUGGGGGGGUGGGGCUUCAAAGUUUUUUCUUAUCUCUUGAUUUAUCAGCGAAGGAGUUACUGGUGCUAAUUACAAUGGAAACAGUUCCUUUCCAUCACAGGACAGAAAGCAAACCAAUUUAAAACUACUUAACUAGGUGAGAGUGCUCUACCCUUCCUAUAGGGACUUUUUCAGGAUGGCUGCCUUUGUGUACAUUUGCCUUCUGGCAUUUCCCCUCCACGUCCCCCCCAACCCCCUCGGUAUUGUUGAAACUGUCAGAAUGAGAGGAAGUUCAACCAACUGCUUAGGGAGUAAGCUGGCAGGAAGUUUAGAUAUUGUAUCCCCUCACUCUUAACUUUCUGAUAGCCUUGGGUUUAUGGGCAAGCAAAGUUACAAGUUGGGAAGUUGCUUCAAGUGAGUGAGAGGUCUUGGUAAAAGCAUAAUCCAGAGGGAGAGGCAGGUGUGGAUUGUUUUAACAGAUAUUUGAAUGAAAAUCUCAGAAUGAACUGAUGCUAACACACACUUGAUUAUUGAGAAACAAUAACAAAACUCCUAGAUUCAUUUGUCUUUGAGCUAGCACAGGCCCCAACUCCACUGCAAGGCACCCUGUCUACCUUUAUACUGUCCCUAACUGGAAGCUGGUACUGUAGGCUCAGAAAGCCUCAGAAGGCUUUCAUUCUGGACGUAAGGAAAGGAUGUGUGAGCCAGGUGAUGGGCUCUGUUUUAAAUACUCCUAUUUAAGUUUACCUUAGUCCACUUCACAGUUAAAAGUACAUCUGGAGGACUUGAGCCCUAUCUUGUUGGUGUGACACAUACCAAACCAAGGAUUAGUCAUGAAGAAAGUUCUCUCUCUCUCUCUCUCUCUCUCUCUCUCUCUCUCUCUCUCUUUCUCUUUCUCUUUCUCUUUCUCUCUCUCUUUUCUUAAAAAAAAAAGAGAUAGAGGGGAAAGGGGAAGAGAGAACAGCUAAAAAAUGUCCAACCUUUAAAACUGCUUAGAGCCAUCUUAUGAUUGACGUGUUUAUUUCAAAGUGUCCAUUUGCAAAAGUGUCCCUUAAACUUGCAAAAGUGUCCCUUAAACUUGCUGCCAGUAAUGGUGUUCCAACUGCACAGAUCUGUCUGGGGACUGGAAGGCAUCCCUGGUGAGUCACUUCAGGAUCUCUGGGAGGCUUCAUCUUAGUCGUCUCUGCUAUUGGAAAAACUGAGACAUGGAAUGUGUCUCCAUCAUGAGGUUCAGAGUCUUUGUUCUCAGACUAGAGAACUUGGGUUUCUAGGAUCAAAAGCACCCAUCCCUCAAGUUGAUAUCGAGGAAUCGAAGGUUAAUAACAAGCAGAUUCAAGACCUUUGGAAAUAUCUUAGAGAAAUAUAUUAUAGAAAUACCUUUUUUUUGGCCAAUUUAAAAUGAAGAUAUUUUCAUUAGUCAGUCUCUCUCUCCUCUCUCUCUCUCUCUCUCUCUCUCUCUCUCUCUCUCUCUCUCUCUCUCUCUGAAAACACAAGGUGGAGAGUAAUGGGAAAAAGAUCGGGCUCAGUGGGAUGCCUGAAAUGAGUGCAUUUAAAAAUCAACUCAGCAUCUGGCUUUCAGUUGAAGUUUGGAUGUUUGGAACAGGAUCCCUGGCAAUAACUGAGAUUGGCAGCUAAUCCAUUACCAGGAGACCAGCACCAACCUUUCAGAUCAUUCAGAUGAAUUUAGAGCCAUGGCAGUAUCUGCAUAGACGGACAUGACCCUAAAUGCAUCACUUUUACCUCCAGGCCUUCAACUGCUCACCUUUAUGGCUGGAGAUGAAGAAGAUAACUGAAUCUAGGCUCCCCACAACCGUGCUUGAUUUAUGCCCAGGCUGCUGUGUAGGACUUCAACUGACCAGGAUGACUUAGGGGAUAGACAUGAAGCUCCAUUUCCAAUACUCCCAGGGGUAUAGGAUCUACUCUGUGGGACCCACAACAGGGAAGGGAAUGAUGAGGAACAUAUUUUCUCAAAGUGUGCUUCAGCAUGAGCCACUCCCAUGGAGACAGAGCUCUCUCAUCUCCUGACCUGCCAAAGCCUUCAGGAGAACCAUACCUCAUGUGGCAAAGCCAAUGGAGCCACUCACUGUUCCUAAAUGGGUGCUUUAUUUUCACAUAUAUUCUUUUUUUUUUUUUUUUUUUUUUUUGAGACAGGGUUUCUCUGUGUAGCACUGGCUGUCCUGGAACUCACUCAGUAGGCCAGGCUGGCCUCGAACUCAGAAAUCCACAUGCCUCUGCCUCCCAAGUGCUGGGAUUAAAGGUGUGUGCCACCACUGCCCAGCCUCACAUAUAUUCUUGCUGUCCUCAUAAUUGAGACUGGAAAAUUCUGGCUUAGGGCAUCUAAGAGGCAAAGCAAUAAAUAAGGGAACUUCUACUGGACCAAAGGUGUGUUUAGGCUAUGCCUUCUCUACCCAUGACAUCAGUGAACAGAGACAGAACACUCCUCUGCCUGUGAGGACCAGAGGAAGUACUACUUGGCAACAGAAUUUCCUUAAGUCCAGACCUGGAAAAACUGUAUUUUGGAGGGGCAUACCUUUAAGGCUUCCAGCCUUCCCAUUACUGAGUUGCAGGUGGCCAUCACUGCCCUUUGUAUAUUAUGUGGUUCUGGGGAUGGAAGCCAGCACAUGAGUAUGGUAGACACUAGCCUUCCAGGAUCCCUAUACCCCUAGUACCUUGCAUUAUUUUUGUUCAUUAUUAAAGAUAGACAAAGAACAAUACCUCCUCACCCCCAGUAAUUUGAGGAGUUAAAAAAAAAAAGCCAAAGUACUCAGAAAGAAGUGCCUCGGGAGGGAGCCCUGAACACUAUUUGCAAAAGAAGUCUAGCCUCAGUUUUCCCUGGUAUCUAGCAUGGCUUUGAUGCAACCCCAAAUGUAUGCAUUUUCUGGCAUUGGAGACCCACUUAUUAUCAUUACUACCAUCACCAUCACCACCACCACCAUCAUCAUCACUGUCAUCACCACCUCAUGGUGCUACGCAUCCUCAUGGUGCUUUAUUAAUGACAGUAACUGGAUGAAUCCCACCUGGCUCUAACUGAGGGCAAAAAGGCCAGAUGAAAGAGGAGCAGAAAGAAAAGAAGCAGGCUGCUUUCCUUCAGCUUCAUACCCGGGGGAAACACAGUAAGCCUCUGGGAAGGUCUAUCCUGACUCCUUCCCCAGAGCACUGGAUAAUGUGGAAUGAAACACAAAUACUUUUGAGUACAUGUUCACAGUGCAGGGCAAGCUGCCUAGGAAGAAUUCUUUACCUUCUCAUCAAGUUUUCCUUCUCUUUGAGUUCCUAACUAGGAGCCUUGCGUGGACUGUUAUUACCAACGAAACUUUCAAUAGGUGGAUGGGAUCACUAGGUCGUUUUGUUCUGCCCCUCUUUUCUCAUAAAUAUUUCUGGCAAAACUAAAGGAACAGAGAUGAGAUUUGACCAAAAAAGGAAAAAAAAAGAUUACUCCAUUCAAAAUAACAUAUUUUUUGAAAGCAAAUAUAGGAAAGCCUUUUCCUAUUAUUUUUCUUCUUAGCUUCCCCAUUGUCUGAAUUGGGAAAACAGGAAAGCAUUGCUUUCUAGCACCUGCAAAAUGGUUUAAUGCCCCUGCAUAUUUCCAUGUCCUUCCAACAAUAGAUUUAGCAUGGGAAUCUGAAAUAGACGCCCUGAAAACAUCUGUCCCUUCCCCGGUUCCUAAACCCAGGCUUUGAUUAUGUAUGGUUUGUGAAACCUAUCAACCAAAACGGGGACAGACACACCUCAAUCCUCCAUGGGGUCAACAACUAUAUACCCCCAGUGACCCCUUUAGGCAAGGACUUGUUGAGAACUGCAUCACAUUUUGACCCGUUCUCAACAGUACCCAUCUAUUUCAGGUGGGAUCUCUGGACCUUUCAUCCUUCCCAUCUUGUCUGCAAUUUGGCAAAUGGCUUCUUUUUACAUUUUUACUGCCCCCCCCCCCCCGCCCAAAGCUGAAGUUCAUUUGCAGAUCAGGGAUUAAGUCUGAAUUGUGUGGUGGUCAGUCAUGUUUCUUGUUGUCAGGGGUUAUUGUAAAUGUUAGUAAUUUCGCCUCAAGCCCUCAGUAAGAACAUAAAUAUUUUAAAAUAUGUGCGUUUGAAAUCUGUUUCAUGCAUCCUGGAACUGUGGGAUGCUCAGGCAAGAGUGACUUUAGUCUUUCAGUGAAUGCUGCCCAGAAUGUGGGUAGGGAAGGCUCACAGGUUAACUCUCCUCCUUAGAGCUACAACAUAACAUUCUGAGGGGAGUCACAGGGUUGCCUUUAAAAAGUGGGAGCUAUGUCAUGCUUUGAGCUUUCUGUUAAGCACCUCUCCUAAUAAACUCUGAAAAAAUAUUUGUUUUGAA